GAAUGUGCCUAUAGCCACUUUCAUUGCGUGUAUUGUGUAUCGAACAAAAAAAAAAAUUAACGGACAAUAAAACACGUAAACUGGCAUUGUUAAAAUUUCUCCAGCACAAUACCCAGAGUUAAACUCAAUAAGUUAUAAUAAACAUUAAAGAACAUAUAUUUAUAUAUAAUAAUAUUUAUAUAAGUACCUACGUCUUGUGUUAUAGAUUGUAAAACCUAAAAAUAAUUUGACAAUCGUGGAGUUGAAUAAUCAGUGCGUGGUGUUGCUGUUGUUAAUUUUAUUAAACAACAAUUGUAUCAUCACAGUUAUAUUAUGUCGCAGUUUUAUUUAUCAUCGUGUAAUGGGGACUCUUGCGCAAUUAACUGACAUCAACAGUGACAUCGUCAAUGCAAUACCAUUCGCAAUGAAUUCGCUAUGAUAAUUAUGAUACAAUAACCUAUAACUUGAAGUUUUUUUUUGUUAUUCUAAUCAGAAAAAAUUUCGUUACUUGUCAGCUAACGAAACGUUUGCUUAUACUCAUACUCAGUCGUUAGCUGUCUACAUACUUAUUUAUAUAUAUAUAUACGUAUAUAUAUAUAUAUAGAUAUAAAUAUACAUUGGCUUAUAUAUAUAUAUAUAUACAUUAUAUAUAUAUAUAUAUCUAUGGUGUGUCACGUGAAAUUGUCAUCAUCGACGUCCUCGUCGUCGCUGUCCAUGUAUAAUUUUAAUUCAUCAUUUUUCAAAAAUUACUCAAAAUUAGAAUCGAUAGCUUACAAAAAUUAUAUUCGUCCAUUUCAUUGAAAUUCAAUGAAAAUAUUAGGACAAUAUUUAAAUUUUGUUUUAUAACUUUAUUUUAAUUAACUUGGAUUUCAUUUUAUAAUUUGAUUGUUUGAAUUUGAGUCUAUGGUGGUUUUGUUGAGGAAAUAAGGAAGAGAAAUUAUAAAAUAAAAUAAUAAGAAAACGAUGUCUCAGUUGAAUAUAAGCAGCGGAAAACGCGGCAGAGGUGUUGCAAGUACUUCAGCAGCAGCAGUGUCUGCGUCAAACAGCUCGACGGACUUAGCCAGUCUCUUUGAAUGCCCGGUCUGCUUUGAAUAUGUUUUACCUCCUAUUUUACAGUGUCAGAGUGGUCAUUUGGUUUGCAGUAAUUGUAGACCUAAAUUAACUUGCUGUCCUACCUGUCGAGGUCCACUAGGUAAUAUUCGUAAUCUUGCGAUGGAAAAAGUUGCAAGUAAUGUAAUGUUCCCGUGCAAGUAUUCGACGAGCGGUUGCACAGUUUCGAUGGUGCAUAUAGAAAAACCAGACCACGAAGAUGCGUGCGAAUUCCGUCCUUACAGUUGUCCGUGUCCUGGUGCUUCAUGCAAAUGGCAAGGCUCGUUAGAGGAAGUCAUGCCUCAUCUUGUUAUGAGUCAUAAAAGUAUUACUACAUUACAAGGUGAAGAUAUUGUAUUUUUGGCUACUGAUAUUAAUCUUCCUGGUGCUGUUGACUGGGUUAUGAUGCAGUCAUGUUUUGGUCAUCAUUUUAUGCUUGUACUAGAGAAACAAGAAAAAUAUGAUGGUCAUCAACAAUUUUUUGCUAUUGCGCAGUUAAUUGGAUCUCGUAAACAAGCUGAAAAUUUUUCAUACAGAUUGGAAUUGAAUGGAAAUCGGCGACGAUUGACCUGGGAAGCAAUGCCAAGAUCGAUUCACGAAGGUGUCUGCUGUGCGAUACUCGCAUCUGACUGUCUCGUUUUUGAUACAUCAAUAGCGCGGCGUUUUGCGGACAACGGUAAUUUAGCAAUCAACGUUACGAUAUCCAUGGUAUAAAUAAAAUAAAAAGAAAAACUUUUAAAUCUCUCAGUAACAAUAAUAAGCGUUUAAACUUUAGUAAGAAAAACAUUGAAUCGAAAAAUGGAAAUCGAUAAAUUAAUCAUUAUAUUUCAUACUUUUUCAUCUAAUACAAUACUGUAUUACAGCAGUAAAUUAUCUACAUGGUUGCGGACGAUUUGUUUUUCAUCAAAUUUAAAAUUUAAAAAUACUUAUAUUCCCAGCGACCGAAUGAUCAUUUUCUAAAAUUUCAUAUUUAUUAUAAAUUUCGACUCAGUUUUAAUCUUUGAAUAUUUAAAAUAAGCUGUCCUAAGUUCUCCUGAAGAACAACGAACUUGUGUGUAAAUUAAAAUUAAUUAAUUUUUAAUAAAUUAUUAACUUUAUUAGACUUAUUACUAAUUAUUAUUACUGUGAGUGUUGCUGAUAAAAGUCUAGACUGAAUUGUACAUUGUGGUUACAAUAAUACCAAUAGUGAUAGUCUAUUAUUAUAAUUAUUAUUAUUAUUAUUAUUAUUAUUAUUAUUAUUACUAUUAUUAUUAUUAUCAUUAUUAUUAUUAUUUUUAUUGUCAUGAAUAAUUACCAUAAUAAUAAAUAAUUAUGAGGACUCUGGAACAAAAAAAAAUUUUAACUGAAAUUUAAAAUAUAAUUUCAUUUUAAUUAUUAAUUAAUUAGAUUAGAAAGUAAUUAAAAAUAAAAAAAAAAAUUUAAUUUAUGUGAGAUGUCUAUUAGUGAUUCUUUAAUUAAAGUUAAUUUGUUAAUUAAGUUAAUUAAGUAUUUUAAUAAUUUAAAACAAACCACAAGUUUCUCAGCAUUAUAAAUAAAUUGUAAUACAUGAAAUUAAUAUCAUUACUUUUGUUUCAAUUGAUUGUAGUUUUAGGUACGAUGUGAUAAAUAUAAAUUAUUAGCUAAUUACAAUUUCACCACCCACUAAAAUAGUUUAUAUACAUAACUUACUGUAAUGUCUAAUAGUUUUUUUAGUUUAUCAUUAUUAAUUAAUUAAUUGAUAAAUAUUAAUUUUAACAUUUUGUUAAUUA
This is a messenger RNA of Microplitis demolitor, 2816 nucleotides long. Its product is annotated as E3 ubiquitin-protein ligase SIAH1. Gene Ontology annotation, molecular function: zinc ion binding; ubiquitin protein ligase activity; ubiquitin conjugating enzyme binding. Bases 943 to 1782 code for a protein of 279 amino acids. Gene Ontology annotation, biological process: proteasome-mediated ubiquitin-dependent protein catabolic process; multicellular organism development. NCBI's taxonomy places the organism in Eukaryota, Metazoa, Arthropoda, Insecta, Hymenoptera, Braconidae. The record is from RefSeq and is a predicted model, not a curated record. Gene Ontology annotation, cellular component: cytoplasm. The transcript is spliced from 5 exons.